Molecule: messenger RNA, 639 nt
Organism: Laccaria bicolor S238N-H82
Lineage: Eukaryota; Fungi; Basidiomycota; Agaricomycetes; Agaricales; Hydnangiaceae
Exons: 5
Coding region: 1-639 (212 amino acids)
Cellular component (GO): nucleolus
Molecular function (GO): RNA binding
Source: RefSeq, a predicted model, not a curated record
AUGAUAGAUGCAGAUCCUUCCUUUCUCGCCCCGAGCACCUCUGCCCCGACGUUCCCUCCCUUAUCCGCCAACGCCGAAAAAACAACGCUGAAAUCCGAAACGAGACGUAUACCCAUACCACCACAUCGAAUGACUCCGUUGAAGAAGGACUGGGUCAACAUUUUUGGUCCGCUUACGGAAAUUUUGGGAUUGCAAGUGCGAAUGAACGUUCAACGGAGAUGUGUCGAAGCCAGAACUUCGAAGCAUACGAAAGACAUCGGGGCUCUUCAAAAGGGUGCUGAUUUCGUCAAAGCGUAUGCGUUGGGCUUUGAUGUCAAUGACGCCAUCGCGCUUCUUCGCUUGGAUGAUUUAUACCUAGAUUCAUUUGAGAUCAAGGAUGUGAAAACUCUGCACGGCGACCAUCUCUCACGAGCUAUCGGUCGCAUAGCUGGGCAAGAUGGUAAAACAAAGUUCACAAUAGAGAACACCAGUCGGACGCGUAUUGUUCUGGCCGAUACAAAAAUUCACAUCAUGGGAUCUUUCCAAAACAUUAAGGUCGCUCGCGACGCUAUUGUUUCCUUGAUUCUUGGGUCACCCCCUGGAAAGGUAUACGCUGGCUUAAGGACGGUUAGCAGCAGGAUGAAGCAGAGGGCAAUCUAG